Oncorhynchus mykiss (rainbow trout) is the source of this 1064-nucleotide messenger RNA. Lineage: Eukaryota; Metazoa; Chordata; Actinopteri; Salmoniformes; Salmonidae. The record is from RefSeq and is a predicted model, not a curated record.
AUGGAUGGGUCUGUUCCAGGUAACCAUAGUGACAGCAACAGCCCUGUGAGUGGCGGAGAGGUCCGGCUGAUGGAGGAGGGCAGUCCUGCAGUGCAUCUGGGGACUCUGAUCGCCCUCAUGGUGGAGGAAGGGGAGGACUGGAAGACGGUGGAGAUCCCUCCCCCUGGGGUAGCCGUGCUCACCCAGGCUCCUCCUCCUGCAGCUGCAGCCCCUCCCCCUCAGAUGGCCCCCUCUGCACCCCCACUACCUCCCCCCAGAGGUACCUACACAGAGAUCACUGCCUCCAACGUAUGGUGUGUCAUUGCCCAGAGGCUAACGCAGUCCAAGACCACCAUCCCCCAUGCCUACGCCACCGUCGACUGUGACCUGGGUGCCAUCUUGCAGCUGCGCAAGGAGCUGGCCAAAGUAGAGAUCAAAGUGUCCAUCAAUGAUUUUAUCAUAAAGGCAGAAGCUGCUACACUCAUGGAGCUGCCGGAGGUCAACGUGACCUGGACGGGGGAGGCCCCCCAGGCGCUGGACUCCAUCAGCAUCUCCAUCGCUGUGGCGACUGAGAAGGGCCUCAUUACCCCCAUCAUCACAAACGCUGCUGACAAGGGAGUGCAGGAGAUCUCCGCUAACGCCAAGGCACUGGCCCAAAAUGCUUGGGAUGGGAAGCUGCUUCCUUGUGAGUACCAGGGAGGCUCAUACAGUAUUUCUAACCUGGGCAUGUUUUGCAUCAGUGCGGUGAUCAACCCUCCGCAGGUGUGUAUCCUGUCCCUGGGCACCUCCAAGGCUGUGCACCGUCUGACCGAGGAGACCGGUGCCCUGAGCACCGUCACCCUGUCUAGUGACAGGUGCCUAGUGGACGACAAGCUGGCAUCACGCUUCCUGGACAAGUUUUGUGUCAAUCUGGAGAGGCUGCAGUGCAUGUCACUAGCCUGAGAUGGAGGGAUGGAGAAUGGGAAGGAAGGAGAGAGGGAACACUUCCACCAUGAAACUUAUAGUGUGUUCUGCAAAGGAGCAGCUGUCUUAUUUUAACUAAAUUAACAUUGCCAUGGCUAGUUGUGCAUAUGUUUUAUUUUACC